Molecule: messenger RNA, 1822 nt
Organism: Annulohypoxylon truncatum
Lineage: Eukaryota; Fungi; Ascomycota; Sordariomycetes; Xylariales; Hypoxylaceae
Product: MFS general substrate transporter
Exons: 4
Coding region: 1-1698 (565 amino acids)
Biological process (GO): transmembrane transport
Molecular function (GO): transmembrane transporter activity
Source: RefSeq, a predicted model, not a curated record
AUGGUCCCCAUCAUAGCAGACCCGGACACAUCGUCGGCCGCGACGCUGGGUACCGAUGCUGCCGCUGAAGCUGACCUACAACGACAUUCGAGUACCAAUGUCGAGCGUGAGUCGCAGACCGAGUACGCGUACAAUCGAGAUUACCGAUUCUGGUCCAUCAUUUUUGCUCUUUGUACUAUGCAGGUUCUGUGUUCGUUGGAAAAUACCGUCGUAGUCACCUCCCUACCUACUAUCGUCAAACAAUUAGGCCUGGGAAGCAGUUACAUCUGGGUCACCAACAUUUUUUUCUUAGCAACUUCUGUAGUGCAGCCCCUGACCGGCCAGCUCGCCGGCCUCUUUGGCCGUCGGCACGUAGCACUAUUCGUCGUCGCCUUGUACACCCUAGGCAGCGGUCUCGCUGGGGGAGCAAAUGGGCCGGCUAUGCUGAUCGCCGGCCGAGCCGUACAAGGCGCUGGGAGCGGAGGUAUGACGGCCGUCAUGGGCAUUGUUAUCUCCGAUCUCGUCCCUCUACGACUGAGGAGUAGUUACCAGGCUAUUCUUGCCAUGACAUACGCUGUCGGCAUGGCUAUCGGUCCCGUGGUGGGCGGUGCCAUUGUCCAGAAUACAACUUGGAGAUGGGUGUUUUACAUCAACCUCCCUGUCGGCGGUGUUUCUCUCUCCCUUCUGUGGCUAUUCCUACGGGUGAAAUGGGACAGAGAAACAAAGAUACGGGAUAAACUCAAGCGGAUCGACGUCGCGGGCAACACUCUUUUGGUGGCAUCCACCGUGUCGGUGCUUAUCGCGCUAACAUGGGCCGGCUCUGAGUACCCGUGGUCAUCUUACCGUAUUCUCGUCCCGCUGAUCAUCGGCCUUGUCGGGCUUAUCGGUUUCUUUUGCCUCGAAGGCUCUACAUGGGUAUCGGAGCCUGUGAUGCCGCUUCGCCUUUUCGCAAAUCGUACCUCCGCAGUAAUAUAUGCGAAUACCUUUGUCGUCUCGAUGCUGAACUACUGGAUUUUCUUCUUCCUGCCUCUCUUCUUCCAGGCUGUCCAGCUAUCAACGCCCACUCGCUCCGGAGUACAGAUCCUGCCCAUCACCUUGAUAGCCGUCCCCGGGGCCGCGGUCGGAGCGGUUGCCCUGUCCAAGUGGGGCAGAUAUAAGCUGCUCCACAUCAUCGGCUUCGCUCUCCUCACGGCCGGCAUCGGUUCCUUUUCCGUACUUACCAAGGAUUCCAGCACAGCGGAGUGGGUCUGUCUCCAGAUUCUCCCGUCCAUCGGUGCCGGCAUGAUUCUGGACACCCUCCUGCCGGCCUUCCAAGCAGGCGUGGAUGAAGUAGAUUCCGCGGCGGCUGCGGCGAGCUGGUCCUUCGUACGCAGCUUCGGGAAUAUCUGGGGUGUUGCGAUUCCGGGGGCCAUCCUCAACAUCUACGGCAGUCGUUAUGCCGAUAUCAUAGUUGAUCCAACUGCGAGAUCGUACCUGCAAGGUGGCGGCGCGUACUCAAGCGCGACGCGAGACUUCGUCCUGUCGUUUCCCGAACCAACGCGUAGCCAGAUCAUCGAAACUUUUACAAGAGCCCUGAGCAAGGUCUUCCUUAUCGGCAUCGCAUUUCCGGCACUUUCAUUCAUCUUAUCUUUCGUAGAGAGGGAGGUGAAGCUGCGGACAGUGCUAGAGACGGAAUUCGGCCUUGAAGAAAAGGAAAUAAAAACCAAGGCAAAAGCGUAAGAGGUGUUUGAUUUUAUUUUAUUUAUAUUUUUUCCUUGGUUACUUAGGAUAUGCUCUAUUACUACUUAAUUAAUUUACACCGGUUCUAUAAUUUGUCCUUUCUGGUUACGUAACUUGUUUUGGA